ACAAAACUACUCAUACAUAUACAUACUUUGCUUUUUCACAUGAUGGUUAAGCUGGUGGUAUUUUUCAUGGUGGUAGCUGUUGCUAAGUCCUUGGGAAACAAAUGUGAUGUACCACCGGAGUUUUGGUGUGGUUCAGAGAAGGUUGCGAGACACUGUCAGGUAACUGAACAGUGUCACCGGUUUUAUGAACCCAAUGCUGACAAAGUGCGGUUUGCUCUGUACUAUGAAUCAAUGUGCCCGGGCUGUAGGGACUUUUUCCGCACCCAGCUGACCAAGACCUUAACUACGUUGAAAGACAUCAUGGAUCUUACACUGGUGCCGUAUGGAAAUGCCUGGGAAAAGAAGGAUGCAUCUGGAAGGUGGAAUUUCACGUGUCAGCAUGGGGAAGAUGAAUGUGUGGGGAACCUGAUUGAGACGUGUGCUAUUCACUUGUUGAAGAACAUCUCUGUAUAUUUUCCUUUUAUCAGCUGUAUAGAACACGAUCAAUUUGGAACACCCCAAUUCUCAGCCAAAAAGUGUGCCAAACAACAAGGAAUAGACCUUCAGCCAAUCAUGGACUGCUCCACCAGUUCCCUUGGCAACAGCCUGGAACACCAGAUGGCGCUUAAAACAGAAGCCCUCAACCCACCCCAUGAAUAUGUUCCCUGGGUCACUCUCAAUGGGGUACACACGGAGGAUAUUCAGAAGAAAGCUGAGGGUGAUUUAACGGCACUGAUCUGUAAUACUUACAAGGGAUCCUCAAAACCUGCUGCCUGCAACAAAAAGACAGGCCUUCAUCACUCAAGGAGAAAAUUAUGAACAGUUGUGAAAAAGCGGAGACAAUUAUUUGAUAAAAAUCUCUUCCAUCUAAUGGUGCUACAUGUAUUUGUGUCUCAGUUGAGAUGAUGGUGACAAGUUUAUAAAAGUAAAAUAUAAUUUCUA
This is a messenger RNA of Magallana angulata, 921 nucleotides long. RefSeq names its product gamma-interferon-inducible lysosomal thiol reductase-like. The transcript has 7 exons. Gene Ontology annotation, molecular function: oxidoreductase activity, acting on a sulfur group of donors, disulfide as acceptor. The record is from RefSeq and is a predicted model, not a curated record. Lineage: Eukaryota; Metazoa; Mollusca; Bivalvia; Ostreida; Ostreidae. The coding region runs from base 40 to 798 and encodes 252 amino acids.